Trematosphaeria pertusa is the source of this 1760-nucleotide messenger RNA. RefSeq lists its product as uncharacterized. Gene Ontology annotation, biological process: arachidonate metabolic process. The record is from RefSeq and is a predicted model, not a curated record. Bases 93 to 1718 code for a protein of 541 amino acids. The transcript has 3 exons. Lineage: Eukaryota; Fungi; Ascomycota; Dothideomycetes; Pleosporales; Trematosphaeriaceae. Gene Ontology annotation, cellular component: membrane.
CGUCUGCCCUUGCUUCGCUGCCCAAGGUGCACGUCGAGACAGCUUAAGUUCUGGUCUCUACGCCUGCGCAGAAACCGCUACAUCGAGUCCAAAUGUCAACCGAUAUUGCAUACCAACCGUCGCUUUCCCCGUCGUUGCGAAACGAGGACAGCUUCGGGCGCUCGUCCAUCGCAUCUUUACCAACGCGGCAGUACGACAGCCUGGCCGCUAUCGCACGCCCUGAAGUUCAUGCUCCUACUUUCGCACCUACCUGGCGUCGAACCCUGUCUAACCUGAGUCGGAGAAAAGGCGGGGUUAGAUUUCGGGAUGAAGUCGAGGUGAGGGAGGCCGAACCUGGGUUGCGUGAGGAACGGAGCCAUACGUCAACGCCGUGGGACGGGACGCUGUUACUAACUCUCGAUGGGGAAGGCAUUCGUGGUUUGUCUACAUUGGUCGUUCUGGAACUUCUGAUGGAAGCUAUCGAAGUGGAAGAAAAGCGCCUGGAUCCUGAUUCGCGAUGUAGCGCCGAUUCACCACGGCUUGGAAAGUCCGAUCGCGCUUCUGUAGCAAAAUGGGGGUAUCUUCCCAGUCACUACUUUGACUUCAUCGGCGGAACAAGUACUGGAGGGCUGCUGGCGAUAAUGCUCGGGAGGCUUCGCAUGGACGUCAAGGCUUGCUGGAAGUGGCUCGAGCAGCUCAAUGCUGAGCCCGAAUCGAAGAACCCUUUUGUCUCCCUGAUCCCGUUCCCGAAGCCCAAAAAGGCGUGGUCAAAGGCGCGAUACGACGCAACCUUCGACCAGAUCCUCUCGGAGCGUUCCCAGACACCCAGGUCUCCUCCAGCCUCACCCACGAACAGCCGUGCACUUCAGCACCCCGAUACUGCAGGCGCAAAAGGGAGUAGCGAAAAGGCAUAUUUCAAGUCAAGCUCUUCGCGUUGUAAAACAAUCGCCAUAGCGUUACGAAUAGAUGGUAGUUUUGCCAGACCAUACGUGUUCCGUUCGUACAGUACCAAACCACAGCUAUCUCUGCGGCGGACUCCCACAAGCAUGAGUCUCAAGAACAGUCUUUCUGUCGAGAAUGUCGCCAAAGCCAUCAUGGCCCCCCCUUCCAAGCCGUUCGAGAUCGACGAAGACGGCUAUGUAGAUGCCUCGACGUAUGCCCGAAAUCCAACGGUUGAGAUUUUCCACGAAGUAGAACGCUUUGAGCGGAGCGAAGCAAUAAGGCCAUUCGGGGUUGGGACGAUUUUGAGUAUAGGUGUUGAAUCGAAGAACCACAACAAGGCCCGGGAUCCUCUCAUCAAAGCGCUAGCUCGCACUACCGAAAAGGUCGACGAACGAAUACACCUGUUGAUGGGGGGUGUUGACGAUCGAUACUGCCGGAUAAAGGUGCCAGCCCUAUUCAAUGACAAGGCACAGGGCACAAAGCCGUUGGUCGAACUCCGAAAAGACUCCAAGGAAACAAUACAUGAAUUGAAGGAGACGAGGGAAAGGAUCGGACAGAUGGCGCGGGACUUGGUCAGGAGGCGCAAGGAGCGGGCUAUCACUCCUGCGUGGGAAUCUUUUGCUCUUGGGGUAACAUACACCUGCAGCAAGCCUGGGUGCACGGAUAAGAAGUUUGAGGACAGGCAGUCUCUUCUCAGGCACUGGAUCCGGAAGCAUGGAUACGAUUAUCCAGAUCCUUCCACCAUUGACGAGGUUGAGGCAGAACUCGACGACAGCCAGAAGUUUGACGAGUCAUAGAUUUCCCACUGUAUUCUAGUUUCUUAGCAGCAUAUGAGGGAU